Molecule: messenger RNA, 675 nt
Organism: Emiliania huxleyi CCMP1516
Lineage: Eukaryota; Haptophyta; Isochrysidales; Noelaerhabdaceae
Exons: 7
Coding region: 1-501 (166 amino acids)
Source: RefSeq, a predicted model, not a curated record
AUGCAUCGGGAGGAGGACGAGGAGCGAGUCAAGUCCAAGGUGACCGAGAAGCUCGCGAUCUCGUUUGGGCUCGCGCAGUCUGCGAAGCUCGGCGUGUUCGAGCGGACCAUCGAGAAGCUGAUCGCAGACACCCGCGACAUCCCGGAGCGGAUGGCGCGCAGCGGCGCUCCUCUCGCUAGAGGGGGAAACACGUAUUCACGCCAGCUGUUUGUCGACCGCGCCUCCAUCAACCUGCACUCGGACAUGCUCGAGCACCCAGACUUCUUUUGGGAGGAUGACGAGUGGCUGGGCAUCUACAUGCGCGUGUCCAAGUACCUCGAGGUCGAGCGGCGGGUGGACGUGCUGAAUAAGCGGCUCGACCUCAUCAAGGAGCUUUUCGACAUGCUCGCCAACGAGCUGCACACGUCCCACUCCAACAUGCUGGAGUGGUUCGUCAUCGUCCUCAUCGUCGCCGAGAUCUUCUUCCAGGUACUCGAGCUCGUUCAGCUCGAGCGGAAUUGAGAGGCCGGCGACUUCACCCACGAAGCCCACCGUCUUUAGACCACCCGUAUCCUCGGAGAGGUGUGUCACUCUGCGCACCCGCUGUCCAGUCGCUGGCUUUUGGCAUGCGUUGCGUAGCGCCGCGUAGCGUGUCCUUGGCCUUGCUCGCCAAAGUCGAGCCAAAGUCUCUAUCUC